CACCCCUCACCGACUAUACACCAACGCUUACAAUGUCAUCUUUGUCGGCUCAGUUAGCUACCAUCGCGCAGAAUAAUGCUUCUGUCGCGUUGGACAGGAAGUCCAGACACAAGUUGCACUCGGCGUCGUUAAUCUACGAUGCCAAGACGGCCGCCACGCAGGACUACGACUUGAUCUACACGUUAGGGUUGGAAGGCUUGGAGGAGUUGGAAACCAUUGACCGCCGUUUCGGACGCUUCAAGUUGUCGCUCUUCAGUGAGACAGCUGUGCAGGUUGAUAGAAAUGUGCAGACCAAGGAAGAGGUUGCCGCCUUGGAUGCCGGUAUCGAGACCUUCCUCGCGCUUGCAGGGCCGUACCUCCACCUCGCACCGGCCAUCAAAGCGACCGAGUGGCUCUUGCGCCGUUUCCAAAUCAAUAUCCACAACAAGGAGGCGCUUUUAUUGGCUGCGCUUCCGCACUACGCGACGCAGCUCUUUGUCAAGGUGUUGCAUGUGGUGAAGGAAUUACCGCUUCUUUUCCUGUGGCUCGAUGGCUAUAAGAAGAGCUUGAAAAACCCUACCCGCGUGUCCAUGGUCAAGGGCUUUCUCAACGUGGAGUUCUUCCAAUUGUACUCUGAUUUCCUCAACGGCCAGAUGAAGAAGCACAACGAGUACUCGCUCCAGUUGGUGUUUUACGUGUCGUGUGCGAUCUCGCUUACAGCGUCCCUCGCCCAGGACCUCCCUAGACUUAAUGAAGUGUACAUGCCAAUUAUCUUGGAGACCGCUGGCCACAUGUUGUUGCCAAAAACCUCGAACGAUUGCAAGAUCGCAGCGCACUCUGUCUUGUCUGUACUCGCAGCGGUUGCGCCGCUUGGUGACGCCUUGAUUGCAUCCAUCACGGACUCGCUCUUUGCGGGGUUUGCUGAUAUGGACGUUUCCAUCCAGAAGUCUGCGCUCGUCUGUGCCGGGAAACUCACUUCGACAUUGACCGCAGACCUUGAUGCCGCGCUUUUGACCAAGUUAAAGCCUCAGUUCUUGGUGGAAAACGUCGACUUGGUUACGGAAAUCGCCGCCAACCACAAAAUCCACGACUUCCUCUUCCAGUACGCCAGGCUUCUCAUCGCUACCAAGCAGCUCGCGUACUUGCCUCAGGUUUUGGACUACGUCCAGCUCAAUGCCUUUCAGGUGAAGAAAAUCGUUCAAGAAUUAACCACCGUUCUUGACGCUGAAGACAAAACCCCACUUAUUGCUGUGUUUGAGUCUUUGGUCGCACACAGCGGCUUUGCUGCGGCGUUGACUGCUUCGAACCUCGCCCUCACCGACUUGGAAAUGGCCUUGACGUGUACGCUCACCUCUGAAGAGACUGCGGUGGUGUUUGACACCGAAGAGCCACUCGAGGAGGAUGAGGAAACGACGGAAGUGUUUGCCGCAUCCGCAACCCCGUCAUUCAUCACCUCCACGGACCACGCGGAGUUCCGUGUACUUGUUAACACAUACGUUCGUGCCGUUGCAGCUAAAACCACCAACGCAUUCUUCAAGCAGUCAUUUGUGUCGCCCGCCGCGUCCUUGUCGUUCCUCGUGCGUGUCGCUGCCGCGUCUGCCGCUCCGAUGCCAGCGCGCCUCGUUGCGAUGCGCCUCGUGCGCAUGCGCACGCGUGACUUGCCCGCGCACUACGCGUUACAUCUCCUCAUUCCAUUUGCUGUAACCCUCUGCGCGCAUGCUAACCAGACAAUGAGACAGAUGGCUGUUGAUAUUUUGCGCGCGAUCGCGGCGCGUGACCCAAAGGCCAAGGAUUUGUUUCUCUUUGCUGAGAUCUACGCCGACAAGGAUGUCGCGAUCAUAUCCCCCGCAGACGGUCAGCUCCUCGCGCAGAAGCUCCUUGCACACGCGGACGAAGUUGCCUUAGAUCAACAGCAGGUUUACAAGAGCGCAGCCGCCGCGUUCGCAGAGAAAAAAACCGGUAAGCUUGCGUACGCGUUCUUCACAUCGCAGGCGUUGGCCGCCACGCUCCCGGCUGUCAAAGCCAAGCUCAUCCAUGUGCUCAGCGUGUGCUCUGUUAAGGGCGCAGCUGCUCCGUCACAGCUCCUCGCACCGUUCCUCGCGACGUAUGUUGCCGAGCGUGCUGCGUGGGAGGCCGCUUGUGCAGUAAGCAAGUUUAGCCUCACAGAUCUCGACACGGAGGUGGUCGGGAUAGUGGGCGAGCGUGAAAAGCAUGAGAACGCGAUUGCCUUCUUGGUUGCGGCGUUGGAAGCUUCCUCCGAGCAGCUUGCGGAGACUGCCGCCGCGCGUGUGGUUGCAAUCUUCGGUACCUUGAAGCCAGAGUUUCAGCAGAAGUUGGCCGAGACUAUCGUCCAGCACGCUGCGAACGAUGCGACGAUUGAAUAUGAUGCGGUGGGGACCCUUCAGGCGUUGAACUUGGACAACAAGACCUUUGUUGGUCUCUUCCAGGGAUGUCAAUUGAACCAGACCAUGCCUGCAGGCGUCGCGAAGCGCCGCCGCAGAUCGUCCACGGCCACUAAACAGGCCAUGAAAGACACUGAGGUCAGCAAGAUUGCAUCAGACCACCUCAAGAAGGUCACCGUUCUCCUCGAGUUGGUUGAGCGCUCGCAAGGGCCACAGGACUCGCCGGCCCUCUUACAGGCGUUGUUCAGCAUUCUUGCGGACCUCGAGACGUUGGGUAGUGACGGAAACAUGCCGGUGUUGUACGCUCAAGAGACUUUGGCCGCGAGCAUGUUGAAGGUGGUGGGUGGCCUUAAGGGCCAGAACUUUGUGUUUGACCUGAACUCCAUCCGUGCAGACGUGAUUGUCGCCACCAUCCGCGCGUCACCAUCGCCGCAGGUGCAGAACCGUUUGCUCUUAGUGGUGGCCGCGCUCGCGGCGCUCGCGCCGGAAAUUGUGCUCCACUCAGUAAUGCCCAUUUUCACCUUUAUGGGUGCACACACCAUCCGCCAGGACGACGAAUUUUCUGCGCACGUGGUUGAACAGACCAUCAUGUGUGUCGUUCCCGCGCUCGCGGCGACCGCAGUGCAUGGGCGCGUCGAGGAGAUUGAGUUUCUCCUCACAUCAUUUGCGUCGGCGUUUGCGCACAUUCCGCGCCAUCGCCGUGUGCGCCUCUUCACCACGCUUGCAACCACCUUGGGCGUGCAGCACACUGUUCACUUGAUCUUGUUCCUCACGGGCCAGCAGUAUGCGGCUGCGAUCACUAAGCACAAGGCAGCCGAGGCGCGCGCGCUCGUGGAGUUUGCAGCCGCGUUUGUCCAAACGUUCUCGGUCGAACAGCAGCUCACAGCGUUGACCGGUUACGUGCGUGUGUGGCAGCAGGUGCCUGCACAUGCGGUUGAGCGCGACUCAGCGCGCGCGGCAGAGUUGAGCUCGCGCCCGAUCUUCGGUGCUAUUGCUACGGCCACCACCGCCGAGCUUGGCGCCUUGCGUGCGAGUCUUGUCACGUUCAUUGACCUCGCCGUCACCGCUGAGCAUAACGCCGUUCCGUCGUUACGCUUGAAGAUCGCCUCCAUCUUGUUGGACAUGCGUUCCUCUGACGAGCAGCUCGAGCACAUAUCCGCUGCCUUCCGCGACGUCAUCCAGUUGUUGUUGGCGGUGGUUGAUACUGAAGACGUUGUGUCCGACGCACUCUUCAAGUUGUUGGGCAACACGUUGAAUUUAUUACCGAUCGGACACUUUGUGGAGUCCAUCUCCAAAUUACUCACCGACACGAGCGCGGACGCCCGUACAUUGAGACACGUGACUGUUUUGGCGGGUACCAAGUUUGACGCGGAGUCCGCAGAGGACGCAAACGCCCAGGCCAGUGCCAACGCGUUACUCCCGAUCUUGAACGAGAUGGUCCAGGCCCAGUGCGCCGCCGAGCUCGCGCAGGCGGCUUUGGACACCGCGGCGUUGUUAAUUGCCAAGUUUGGCGCUUCCAUCGAUGCAGCCAUGCUCACUGCGACGCUUUCUGUCACCACCGCGACGCUCUCGAGCCCCGUUCCGGAGAUUGUUAUAGGGGCCUUGAACGUCGUGACAUCUCUUGUUUCGGUUCUCGGGGUCAAGAUGAUAGGGUUCUUCCCAAAGAUUGUUCCACCGGCUUUCAGGAUCUUCGAAGACUCCCUUGUCUUGUCCGACGAUAGUGACUCCAAGCAAUUGUUGCAGACCCUGACCGUGGUUUUGUUUUCCUGUUUGGUUAGACGCAUUCCUGCGUUCAUGACCUCCAACCUCGACCAAACCUUCACCUUGGUGUUACGCGCGUCGACCAUUUCGGAAAAAACCAGAGCAUCCAUUUUGGACGUGAUUGUCCAGCAUAUGGACGUGAAGACCGUGAUGAAGUCAUUAUGUAGCAUCUGGAACACCGUCCGUGUGAUGGACCCGAUUGCCAUUGGUUUGUUCCUCCACGCGAUGGAAUUCACCAUCAAGAGCAUGGACAAGAAGGCCGCUGCUGCCCAGGCCACCUCCUUUGUCAAGUUCAUGUUGCAUGCGUUUGAGUUCAGGAAUGAGAGUGAGUUGGACAACAACUCGGUGCAUCGUAUUGAGGCCUCUGUGUUCCAGUGCGGUAUUGAGUACGUGAUGAAGUUGAACGACAAAACUUUCAGACCGUUGUUUGCCAACAUGGUACGUUGGGCCGUCAAUGGCGAGGGUUCUAAGACCGGCAUUAGUGAGAUCCACCGCCUUUUGGCCUUCUUCCGCUUCUUCAACAAGUUACAGGAGUCUUUGAAGUCCAUCGUUACCAGCUACUACUCGUACAUCUUAGAGUCAGUCGACAAGAUUUUGGUCCGAUUUGUUUCCGGGGACUUGGACGAUAUCAAUCUCCGCCGUAUCAUUAUCAUCUCCUUGACCUCGUCGUUCAAGUACGACCAGGAUGAGUUUUGGCAGCAGCAGUCGCGUUUCGAGGUUGUUUUGCAGGCCUUGACCAGCCAGUGCACGAACAUCGAGGAUGGUAUUGGAAAGUACUUGGUCAAGGCUAUCUCCGCCUUGGCUCAGAAUUGUACCGCUGACGAGCACAACAAGAAGAUGAACGAGUUGUUGUUGUCGCACAUGAGAUUGAACUGUGGUGCCAGAGAGAAGUUCUGGGCCACCAGGGCUAUGAAGAUGGUCUACCAAAAGGUUGGUGAAAACUGGUUGAGCUUGUUGCCGCAAUUGGUGCCAAUCAUUGCCGAAUUAUUGGAGGACGACGACGAGGAAGUUGAGAUGGAGGUCAGAGGUGGUUUGGUUAGAGUGAUCGAAUCUGUGUUGGGAGAGCCGUUAGAUAGAUAUCUCGAUUAAGCGAAUCUUUUACCCAAGAUAGUGCUAGCGUGCUCUUGAGGGGUUAACUUCGUGUAAUAUAUUGUUUUUUUUCAAAAAUUUGUAAAAUUCAAAGGCCGACCUGAGUUUCAUUCUUAUAUACUAUAAUAU
Babjeviella inositovora NRRL Y-12698 is the source of this 5360-nucleotide messenger RNA. Its product is annotated as snoRNA-binding rRNA-processing protein. Gene Ontology annotation, biological process: maturation of SSU-rRNA from tricistronic rRNA transcript (SSU-rRNA, 5.8S rRNA, LSU-rRNA); positive regulation of transcription by RNA polymerase I. The transcript has a single exon. Lineage: Eukaryota; Fungi; Ascomycota; Pichiomycetes; Serinales. The record is from RefSeq and is a predicted model, not a curated record. The coding region runs from base 33 to 5231 and encodes 1732 amino acids. Gene Ontology annotation, cellular component: t-UTP complex; small-subunit processome; 90S preribosome. Gene Ontology annotation, molecular function: snoRNA binding.